This is a messenger RNA of Myotis lucifugus (little brown bat), 1470 nucleotides long. It is a transcript of the gene EXOSC9, whose product is annotated as exosome component 9. Bases 78 to 1412 code for a protein of 444 amino acids. The record is from RefSeq and is a predicted model, not a curated record. Lineage: Eukaryota; Metazoa; Chordata; Mammalia; Chiroptera; Vespertilionidae. Gene Ontology annotation, cellular component: nuclear exosome (RNase complex); cytoplasmic exosome (RNase complex). Gene Ontology annotation, biological process: nuclear polyadenylation-dependent rRNA catabolic process; TRAMP-dependent tRNA surveillance pathway; U4 snRNA 3'-end processing. The transcript has 12 exons.
CUGCGCCGCCAGCGAGCGGGACGCGCGCGCCGAGGCUUGAGUUCCCUUUUCCCCACGGCUUCCCGCGCCCCGGCGGCAUGAAGGAGACGCCGCUUUCCAACUGCGAGCGCCGCUUCCUCCUCCGCGCCAUCGAGGAGAGGAAGCGGCUGGACGGCAGGCAGACCUACGAUUACAGGAGCAUCAGGAUCUCGUUCGGGACGGAUUAUGGCUGCUGUGUCGUGGAGCUCGGGAAGACCAGAGUUCUCGGACAGGUUUCCUGUGAACUUGUGUCUCCAAAACUCAAUAGGGCAACAGAAGGUAUACUCUUCUUUAACCUUGAGCUCUCUCAGAUGGCUGCCCCGGCUUUUGAACCCGGCAGGCAGUCAGACCUCUUGGUGAAGUUGAAUCGUCUCUUGGAAAGAUGUCUAAGAAACUCGAAGUGUAUAGACACUGAAUCUCUCUGUGUUGUUGCUGGUGAAAAGGUUUGGCAGAUACGUGUGGACCUACAUUUAUUAAAUCAUGAUGGAAAUAUUAUUGAUGCCGCCAGCAUUGCUGCCAUCGUAGCCUUGUGUCACUUCCGAAGACCCGACGUGUCUGUCCAAGGAGAUGAAGUGACACUGUACACUCCGGAAGAGCGGGACCCCGUCCCGCUGAGCAUCCACCACAUGCCCAUCUGCGUCAGCUUCGCCUUCUUCCAGCAGGGAACAUUUUUGUUGGUGGAUCCCAGCGAGCGAGAGGAGCGUGUCAUGGACGGCUUGCUGGUGAUUGCCGUGAACAAGCACCGAGAGAUCUGCACCAUCCAGUCCAGCGGGGGGAUCAUGCUGCUGAACGAGCAAGUCAGUGCUGUGGUUUUGAGAUGCAGUAAAAUAGCUGGUGUGAAAGUAGCGGAAAUCACAGAGCUGAUCCAGAAGGCUUUGGAGAAUGACCAGAAAGUUCGGAAAGAAGGUGGAAAGUUUGGCUUUGCAGAGUCCAUAGCAAAACAAAGGAUCACAGCAUUUAGAAUGGAAAAGGCCCCUGUUGACACCUCUGACGUCGAGGAGAAAGCAGAAGAAGUCCUUGCUGCAGCGGAUCCUCCUCCAGACGUCGUUUCUAAACCUGUGCUCUGGACUCCUGGUACUGCCCAGAUUGGAGAAGGAGUGGAGAACUCCUGGGGUGACCUUGAAGACUCUGAGAAGGAAGAUGAGGAUGAAGGUGGCAGCGAUGAAGCCAUCAUUCUCGAUGGUGUGAGGACGGACGUGGGAAUGGAAGUCUCCAAUACUGGAAGCCAAGAGGCCCCUAUUGUGCUGUCAGACAGUGAAGAAGAAGAAACAAUCAUUUUAGAACCAGACAAGAAUCCGAAGAAAACAAGAACACAGACCAUCAGUGCAAAACAAGAAAAAGCACCAAGUACAACACCAGUGAAAAAGAGAAGGAAGAAGAGAACUGCAAAUUAAAGCUCAUGUGGUUGUAUCUGUGUACAGAACCAUUAAAAGGAUAUUUAUUUAAGUGCUA